Messenger RNA from Cryptomeria japonica (Japanese cedar), 942 nucleotides. Its product is annotated as glutathione S-transferase F13. Gene Ontology annotation, cellular component: cytoplasm. Bases 103 to 744 code for a protein of 213 amino acids. The record is from RefSeq and is a predicted model, not a curated record. Gene Ontology annotation, molecular function: glutathione binding; glutathione transferase activity. NCBI's taxonomy places the organism in Eukaryota, Viridiplantae, Streptophyta, Pinopsida, Cupressales, Cupressaceae. The transcript has 3 exons.
AGCUAUGUGGAAGUAAACUAUGGAACGUGUAACAUCCUCAGCCGGAAAAUUAUCUUUAUAAGCUAAUUGGAGAGACAGUGCAUAUAUCAACUUGAGUUCAAAAUGGUGAAGAUCUAUGGUCUUCCUUUCUCGACUUGUACAGCCAGAGUGUUGGCAUGCUGCCAUGAAAAGGAGGUUGAGUAUGAGCUCAUACCUGUUAAUCUCAUGGCAGGUGCCCACAAGCAAAAACCUCAUCUGGAUCUCAAUCCUUUUGGACAGGUACCUGCAUUUCAGGAUGAAGAACUAACGUUAUUUGAGUCAAGAGCAAUCACAAGAUAUCUGAGCAAGCAGCAGCAAGGAAAAGACACGGAGCUGUUAGGAGGCACUCUGGGAGAGCAGGCCAUGGUGGAUGUGUGGUGUGAAGUGGAGGCCCAGCAGUUCAAUGCACCCUGCACUGAAGUUGUGAUGCAGAUCGUCAUAAUUCCAAUGAAAGGAGGAAAGACAAAUGAGGAGAUAGUGAAGAUCAGCAUAGAGAAGCUGAGCAAAGUGUUGGAUGUGUAUGAAGAGAGGCUGGCUAAACACAACUACUUGGCAGGAGAUUUCUUCAGCCUGGCAGAUCUUCACCAUCUAUCUUCUAUUCACUACUUAGUGAACGUUGCAGGAAAGGGAGAACUCAUAACUAGCAGACCCCAUGUCAAUGCAUGGUGGGAAAAAAUCUCUGCCCGACCUGCCUGGCAGAAGGUGGUACAAAAAAUGAAGAGAUGACUGCUUUUGCCUCUUCAUUCUUUUCCUAGUGUUCAACCCUAAAAUUUGGCUGAAAUGAUAUUUUAUCAUUUCAAGGAAACGGGACACUUAUUGGUCCUAGCCAAAUAAAUUGUUCAUCAUUUCCUCUGAUAUAGUAUUUAUGUAUUUCAACUAGAUUUUAGUUUUUAAGUUUUUAUAUCUAUUUAAAUUAUGAGAUUA